Molecule: messenger RNA, 1443 nt
Organism: Salvia hispanica
Lineage: Eukaryota; Viridiplantae; Streptophyta; Magnoliopsida; Lamiales; Lamiaceae
Source: RefSeq, a predicted model, not a curated record
AUGGGUCUUGUUGGAACCAUCCCACCAAAAAUCGGAAAUCUUUCUUCUCUCGUUUUAUUAGACAUGAACGACAACUCUUUUCACGGCCCUCUUCCACCAUCUAUCUUUAACAUGUCAAAUUUAGAAGUCUUGAGUUUGAGGAAUAAUACUUUGUCUAGUAUUCUACCUCUUGAUCUGUGCAUACACAAUCUUGUUCGACUCAAGAUUCUUCAUAUUUCUUACAACGAGAUGUAUGGGGAAAUACCUUCGAGUUUGGAGCAGUGUUCGAAGCUCGAGUUUCUUUCUUUGUACAACAAUAAAUUUGAUGGAUUUGUGCCAAGAGAACUUGGGAACUUGACGAAGCUUCAAACAUUGAACAUUGGUGCAAAUAAGUUGACAGGUACUAUCCCAAAGGAGAUUGGUCGUCUUCCUAAUUUCGAGCGAUUGAGCAUGUCUGGCAAUGACUUUAGUGGAUCGUUGCCAAGAGAAAUCGGGAACUUGACAACUAUGUAUGGAUUGUUCAUUCACAGUAAUGAGUUAAGUGGUCCGAUACCAUCCACCAUUGUGAAUCAAUCAGGGCUACUUAAUUUAGGACUCUAUGCCAACAACUUUAAUGGAGAGAUUCCACCAACCAUUUUCAACUUGAGAUCCCUCAAAAUUCUCUAUAUAUCAGACAAUAAUUUGGAAGGAACUAUUCCAGAUUGUAUAGGAAAUUUGAGUACAUCUCUAUCUAUCCUCAAUUUGAGUGGAAACAAAUUGACUGGACACAUCCCUUCAACAUUCCCAAAGGGUUGCAGUCUUGAGUCAAUCAAUCUAAACGGAAACAAAUUGGAAGGAACACUACCCCGAACCCUAUUCAACUGCCUAGGUCUGCAGGGUAUCGACAUUGGUGGAAUCUGCACAAUAUCGGGGCUGGCAGACAGCAGCAGUGCUGUCAUCAUGGCUGGUGUAGGCAGUGUGGUAGAAGGUAGACUAGAGGGCAGAAAUGGUGCUGUCACGGUGGGUAGGAUAGCUGCAGUACUAUUGUUGGAUGUGGUGGAAUUUUUGGCUGAUAUUUCAAGAUUUUUCAAGGUUGAAGCUCACAUUGAAAGGAUUGGAUCAUUGUGGUUGUUGGAUACCUUAACAACUAUCGACUUAUCCUCCAACAGAUUCUCUGGGAGUAUUCCACCUUCUUUAGGGAAUCUUAACUCUCUUAGAUUCUUGCAUUUGUCUCACAAUACCCUCGGAGGGCAUAUACCAUUAUCUCUUGCGGGUAUGAGUUUGCUCGAGUCGCUGGACUUGUCUUCAAACAAUCUGGAUGGAGGAAUUCCUAGUGGAUUGUCAAACCUGACAUUUCUUGCGAAGUUAAACCUUUCAAUGAAUAAUCUUUUGCUACUGUCCCAACAACUGUACUACCUUGGUAGUAAUACAAAUUGUUCUUCCUCACGCCUUUCAGCAUCACCAAUGCUCCUGAAGUUGCUUUAA